UAUAUACACAUAUCAUCAUCAUCAUCAUAAUUAAUUACUCAUAAAUAUUGAUUUAUUCAACACAAAUCGCCUCAUUCGUAAAGUCAGCAAUCGAACAGGAUAUUUUUCUAUUUAUUGAUUCAUCCCCAUUAUAUAAUAUAUAAAUUCUCGUCAUUAAAUUUAUCUCUGCCGCCACACAAAUUCGAUAUUCCAUCAGAUUCUCCAGCUGCUCGAAAUUCCGCAAGAUGAAAUGAGCUAAUAAACCCUUUUGAAAGAUGCAUUCACCGUUGGAAGAACAUUUCCCCGAGCUGUUAGAAUCACCUCGGGUGACUUUAGCAAAUGAACCGGCUUGUAAUAUGCACAAACCAGUCGGGCAGUUUUGUUUGCCCUCUUCGGAAAUGAUGAAUUCGAUAUCCGUGUCGCCAAACGAUGGAUUCGAUAACAGUGAUGGGCAGUGGAAUGCAGAUUCGGUUGAGUACUUUCUUGAUAAUCCGUUUAAUAGUAUCCCUGUUGAGAAUGGACAAAGAGAUAACACUGCAGAUUUAGCGAUGUCUGAAAACGGGGUUGAGAAAACUGAUUGGCCCGAUUGGGCGGCUCAGUUGAUUGCAGUUGAUGAUGACGAGACACUCAAUUCGAACUGGAAUGAUCUUAUUGAUAUCGAUGUUCCUGAUCCAGAUCCAAAGCUGCUGGAUUUACCACCUGAUGUCUCAACAUUCCAGCCACAAAUUCAUCAGCUGCAUCACCAUCCUAUGCCAGUUGGAGAUGCAUACGGAGGAUUAAACUCUCCAAACGCACCCACAGCUAAAUCAAGAAUGCGGUGGACACCAGAACUUCAUGAAGUUUUUGUGGAUGCUGUAAAUAAGCUUGGUGGCAGUGAAAAAGCUACACCAAAAGGUGUUUUGAACCUCAUGGGUGUUGAAACCCUCACCAUUUAUCAUGUGAAAAGCCACUUGCAGAAAUAUAGAACUGCCAGAUACAAGCCAGAGUCGUCGGAAGGAACUUCUGAAAAGAAGUCGAGUACUCCCACCGAUAUGACAUCCGUGGACUUGAAGACGACAAUGGGCAUAACUGAAGCUCUGAGAGUGCAGAUGGAAGUACAGAAGCAACUACAUGAACAACUUGAGAUACAAAGAAAUCUACAGUUACGAAUCGAAGAACAAGGGAAGCACCUACAGAUGAUGUUUGAGCAGCAAAGGAAGAUGGAAGAAGACAAAACGACGAGAGCAUCUUCAUCGAAUGCACUCCUAUCCGUUGAAAAACAGCCUUCCUUAUGUACCGACAAAUCUGAACCAUCGGAUAACAAUCGUGCCACCACCAAAGAAGUCGCAACCGAUGUUAGCAUUUCGGCCGAUGAAAAUCCGAGCAAGAAGGAAAUGUUGUCUGAAACGAAACGGGCCAAUGACCCGUUUGACUCAGUGACAAAACGGGCCAGGGUCGAUGAAACGGGUACGGUUGAAGUUACUCGUGAUACAUGACAUGCAGUUUUUGUGGAAAAUCGGCUUGGUCCAUGCUUAGGAGGAAUUUAAAUUUAAUUAUCUCAAUUCGAAUAAUGCGAUGACUUAAUUUAAAGAAAUUGAAUAUGUUUGUAAAUAGUCUUUGGUAUGGUUGUCAUUAUUGUAUUCAGAUUGCUGAUGUAUUAAUUGUUAUUCAGGAAUGACAUGAAAUUCAGCCUUGAUUAAUUUGAUUUAAUUACCA
Molecule: messenger RNA, 1674 nt
Organism: Erythranthe guttata (spotted monkey flower)
Lineage: Eukaryota; Viridiplantae; Streptophyta; Magnoliopsida; Lamiales; Phrymaceae
Product: protein PHOSPHATE STARVATION RESPONSE 1
Molecular function (GO): DNA-binding transcription factor activity; DNA binding
Source: RefSeq, a predicted model, not a curated record